CAUCGAUCAGCUGAUUUUUGUUUUGAUUCUCAAGCAAAGUUCACGCGUCUGUCCCUUCAAAAAACUCUCUUAAUUAAUUAGAAUUCUGUAGAGCAAAAGGAAGGGAGCGAGGAUAAGUAGACAUUCGACAUCUAUUCUAAAUGUGUAAUACAUUAUCGAUGUGUAUAAGUAGUGCUACGACGUCCAAAAUGAAGCGGAUUCUCGGUAGACUCUCAUACGUGUUGGAGAAGGUUGGCAGAGGAAGAAUUAAUACUGUUUAUGAUCAUAAUUCUUCAGUGAAAACUCUUCGUCCUACAUCCUCUUGUGAAGAAUAUGCACAGUCUGCUCUUGCGCGGCGUAAUAUAUCUAGCUAUAUGUCCAAAGAGCAGUUGCAAACUCCACUCGCUCCAUUGCAAAUUCGUCACUACGCCUCCAACUUGUCGCAGGAGAAUUGCAAAUACGGGAGGCUUCCAGAGUACUUGCACUUCCACCAGGAGACCAGUGUGGAAACCCGAGAAGCUGUCUCUUCAUCCUUUGUAGUUCUGAGAGACUUUGUUACGAAAGAAGAAGAAGAAACACUCUUAAAAGAGGUUGAACCACAUUUAAAGAGACUGCAUUAUGAGCACGACCACUGGGAUGAUGCAAUACAUGGCUUUCGAGAAACAGAGAGGUCCAAGUGGGGGAAAGCCUCGUCAAAGAUCCUGGCCAGGUUACAAGAAUUUGCUUUUCCUAACCAAGAGGAAA
Penaeus monodon (black tiger shrimp) is the source of this 723-nucleotide messenger RNA. RefSeq lists its product as uncharacterized. Gene Ontology annotation, biological process: fatty acid metabolic process; DNA damage response. Lineage: Eukaryota; Metazoa; Arthropoda; Malacostraca; Decapoda; Penaeidae. Gene Ontology annotation, cellular component: mitochondrial matrix. The record is from RefSeq and is a predicted model, not a curated record.